AAUUUGAAUUGAAAAAAAAAAUAUUAAAUUGCAAUUACUUGCAUCACCACAAAACGGCGAGGUUUUGGCAAAAGCUAGAAAGUAUCAACCUGUGUUCAACAAAAUUUUAGAAUAAUUCCUUCUAUAUUGUAGACAAUUUAUAUUAUUUCUCCGUAGUAAUAUUUAUUGUUUACUAAAUAACAUCAGAGGUUUUACCUCAUCAUCAAUUUUGAAUAUUAUUUAUUUGGAGUAAAUACAACAAUGAUCGAUGUAACGGAAAGAAUUAAAAGCCUGACCAACAACUACAAAAUAACAAAGAAGGAAAAUUUGCCUGCGUUUGUUGAAAUAUGCAAACAGCUAAAAUAUACAUCUUCCCAAGCCGACUCUAUCAGGUUAAUGAGGAUGGAAUGUACCAAAGUUCUAAACUCUACGGUCAAGAAGAAUAUAUUAAGAGACUUUCUUACUAUGGAUGGAUUAUCAAUUCUGUCCGAGUGGAUUACUAAUUGUUCUGAUCACGUAGAUGAAACUAUGUUGAAGGAAUUAAUUUCCAUUGUCAACAAGUUGAAUGAAUGUGGAGGAUUAGAUGUGGCUAUUAUCAAAAAGGCAAAAAUUGGUAAAAUACUUUCUUCUAUUUCAAAGUCAACUAACUUUUCCAAAACAAUAAAGACAAGUGUUGAUGAGUUGAUUCAAGACUGGAAACAAAAAUUCGUGAAGGAGGGUCCAACAACUCCUACCACACCAACUGAAACCUCCUCUCCAACUAUACCAAAGAAAAAACCAGCCACACCAACUACAACAGGUGGAGAAAAAAGAAAAAGAGCUGAUGAUCAAACUUCACCUCAAGAAGAAACACAAACUUCAAAUUUGAAUCGAAGUGAUUCAGUGGAAAGUGUUACAAAGAAAGUUAAAUCUGAAGAAUCAUCAAAGAAAAAAAAGAGAGUUAGUUGGUCAACAGAAUUGGAAAAAGUUAGACUUAUUGAACCAAGACAAGCCUAUGUGGAAGAAGUUAAUCAUAGAUCUGUUCAAGAAUUAAUGAAUGAGGAAAAAUCAAAUGAGAGAGUUUUAAUGAAUCAACAAAAACAAGUGAAGAUUAUGAUUCUUUCCAAUAUGAGAAAUACAGUGAAUUAUGUUACUCCAUUAAGAAUUUUACAACCAAAUGACAAGAUGCCACCAGUUGAAGUUGUCAGCAAUGAAGCUAAAAUUAUUGAGGAAAUGGUUAGAUCAUCUCCUUCCAUUAUUGUGACAGAAUCACCUUCAUCUCCAGUUCCUUCACCAACUGAGAGUUCUGUCAACAAUUUACUUAAUACCAUUGGAAUAAUAUCUAAUAGUCCUACUUCUUUGAAUACUACAAGCAAUAGAUUUCCAACAACCACACCAACUCCAAUUACUAAUCCUCCACUUUCAAAUCAUAGUCCUUAUCAACAACAACCUUUACCUCCAGCAAAUAAUUAUUCAAACAAUUCUUACCCACAUUCUCAUCACCAAUCUCCUUAUCAACAUCAACCUUCACCUUAUCAAAGAUCUCAACCCCCAGCGAAUCAAGGAUCUUACUAUCAAAAUAGAUCGAGUGGUCACAUGCCUCCUCAACAACAUAAUAUGAAUUAUCAUUCCCAACAUUCCUAUCAAAAUAAUUCUUCUGGAGCUCAAAAAAACAAACCACCUACAAAUCAGUAUAGUAACAGCAAACAACCUCCUGCCCAACAUCAAGGUGAACCUAGAUUAUUCAAACCAAUUAAAUGUCUUUAUUUUGUUAAAGGUCAAUGUAAAAAUGGUACGAAAUGCCCCUUCUACCAUGAAGGUUAUGAUCAACCUGUUGCAGGAAUUGAGGAAUAUGAUUUCGAGAAGGCAAGAUUUUAUCAAACUCUUAGAGAAAAAAAGAGAUGAGCGACAAGAUGAUGAACGUGUCAUGGUGAGCACAUAAUACAGUUCAAUAAGUAGUAAUUCAGAAAGUACAACACAUUUUCAAAAUGAUGAGUUUGCACUUCAGAGUCCAAACUGCAAAAAAAUAAACAUUACAAAGUGUGUUAU
This is a messenger RNA of Naegleria gruberi, 2007 nucleotides long. RefSeq lists its product as uncharacterized. Bases 241 to 1863 code for a protein of 540 amino acids. The transcript has 3 exons. The record is from RefSeq and is a predicted model, not a curated record. Lineage: Eukaryota; Heterolobosea; Eutetramitea; Acrasida; Naegleriidae. Gene Ontology annotation, molecular function: metal ion binding.